Molecule: messenger RNA, 4017 nt
Organism: Ylistrum balloti
Lineage: Eukaryota; Metazoa; Mollusca; Bivalvia; Pectinida; Pectinidae
Product: protein mesh-like
Exons: 21
Coding region: 1-4017 (1338 amino acids)
Biological process (GO): cell-matrix adhesion
Source: RefSeq, a predicted model, not a curated record
AUGAGGACAGUUUAUAGCUAUUCUUUGUUCUGCUUGAUUUUACAACUUACCGCCGGUAUUCCUGUGUCACAGUUUUAUCCUUAUGGAGAGACUGUUCAUGACAAUAAUUUCCCCAAGAAUGACGAUGGGAGUUCGCCUAGAGUCAAUAUCAGCACUUUCUUUCCCUUCUUCAACAGUCAACACGACUCAUUGUUUGUUAACACAAAUGGGGCCAUAUCUUUUCAAAAAACACUGAGCCAGUUUACGCCGGAUCCUUUCCCGUUGUCAGACCAUCGCAGCAUUGUGUCACCUUUUUGGGCAGACGUAGACAUACGAAAUGGUGGAACCGUGUGGUAUCGUGAGACUACAGCUGCAGAUAUUCUACAGCGGGCCACGGACGAAAUUCGUCUCUAUUAUCCCGACCAGCUUCACUUCCAUGCCAGCUGGGUGUUCAUAGCCACAUGGGACGAUGUAGCGUUUUUUGGAGCAUCAUCCCAUGGUGUCAGCAAGAGGAACACGUUCCAGGCUGUUCUUAUAACCAAUGGUCUUCACUCAUUCACUGUUUUCAACUACGCAAAAGUUACCUGGACCACGGGGACUGCCAGUAAUGGUAACAAAGACACAGGACUGGGAGGGAUACCCGCCCAGGUUGGUUUUAACGGAGGAGACGGCGUAAAUUUCCAUGCAUUAGAUGAAUCCCGAACGCCUGCUAUUGUCAACCUUGCUCACUUAUCUAAUGUGAAAAUGGAUGGUAAAUUCGUAUUCAGGAUUGACACAGCUAAGAUAGAGAAGGGUGGCUGUAAUACAGGAGGAUCUUUGGUGGUGUAUCCCUUCCACGUCACCAUGUUUGGGAACCAGGAGAUCACGGUAUCGGGUCCCUGUUUUAACAUUAAUGAUACGGUGAGGAUCACCUUCCCGAGUAACGACACCCAAACGUGUGUGAGGAAGUCAGAUUUCAGCACCAGGUGCAUCACACCGACUUUUUACGUCACCGGUGUCAUCAACAUUGACCUUCAUAUCAUUACUGCAGACGGACAAGUGUCUCAUUAUACGGGAUUCUGCACGAUCGUGAACCCAUUGCUGAGCGAACCUGGUUUGGUUCGAGUUUUGGUUGGUGACUGGAUACGGGGGGAAAGGGUGACUGUACAAUGGAGUCCCGAUAACUUAUCUUUUACGGAAAGUCGAGCGGAUAUAGACGUCUACACAAUUGAGCCAAACGACGCUGGCCAGCCACGAUUUAUCCCUGAGAGAACAUUGGCUCGCUCUGUGUUAAUUAGCCAGGCAUCGGUAUCGUUUUUGCUGGAUGUUGAAACAAAUGUUGUAGUUCUCAAAAUGACUGAAGUUGGGCAAAAUGUGACGUUACGUCACAGCGCAUGGUCAGACGCUUUUGUUGUCAAACCCAAUCUUAAAACAAAGAGGGGACAACAAGAAGCCAUUGAUACAUGUGAAGGGCAACUGAGAGAUGAUAGCAAGUUACCUCCCUUGACAGACCUUGACAUCCAAACAUGUCCAUGUAGGGCGGAGCAAAUUGAGAUAGACCUUGCGAGAUUUCAUCAGGACCCACUUUGUGAAGAUAAGUCUCUUGAUCUGUUAAAUUUCCGAACCUCCCGGAACUGCCAGCAAGCUGAGGCCCAACAGUGUUAUAGACUCAACCAUCCAGGGCCUAAUGGUUCAGGUCGUCUGUGUUGCUACGACUACAUUGGUAACCUGAUGGAUGCCAAGACUCCCUCUGGGGGAGGGACUGCUCACCGAUUCCACUACUUAGGGGGACCUGGCAACGUACCUUACUUAUCUACUUUGGUGUUCGAUACGUCUCCUUACUUCUAUUGUUGUAAAUACAUGCGGAACACUGCGGGAAUAGCUCCAUGUGUGCGGCUACUCCAAAGACGUCCACAGGGUGACUGCAAGAAAUAUCAACCGAUCAGGCCAGCACGAUCGAGUGGCGAUCCUCACUUUACAACACUGGAUGGAUUGUCGUAUACGUUCAAUGGUGUUGGAGAAUUCACACUACUGAAGAACAUCAACGAUACCUUCUUCGCUCAAGUCAGAAUGGAACAGGUGGCUGGUCCUGAUGGCACGUUACGUAAAGCGAGUGUGAUAACCGCUUUCUCGGCGAAAAGACUGAACAUUUCGGAUACCGUUGAGGUUCGGUUGAACUCCAUCAGGGUUGCAGAUGUCCUAGUAAAUGGUGAAAUAGUUGAUUUCACUCAUUACCGCUCUCUUCAUUUUAUUGGCGUUUCAACAACGAUGACAGAACGCAAUAGUACAGACAGUUCAUUAAAGCAGAUCAACAUCAUAUUUACUGAACCCAGUCUGGCGUUUCGUAUCCUCGCCUAUCCUUCCCUACUCAAUGUCGUUGUCGUGUCGGGGUCGGACAGCUUAAGAGGAAAUAUCACAGGGCUUCUGGGGAACUAUAACGGUGAUAUGGAGGAUGAUCUUACCGCAGAAGAUGGCCAUGUUCUUUCCGCGAACAGCACGGCGAGGGAGAUACACGAGGGUUUUGGAAAAACUUGGAGAGUUAGUAGAGAGACUUCCCUCUUUACCUAUCCCGACGGCAAGAACUAUGCGACAUUCCAGAAUGUCGCUUUCGUGCCUGUCUAUCCGGAGCCUUCUCAGACUUUCACACCGGAAGCACGAACUAUAUGUGGCGAUGAUGAAUUCUGUCUUUACGACUACCACACCACCGGACGGGCGGAUAUUGCGGGAGCAACAAGGGCUGCUACUCUGACAUUUGACAAUAUUCAGCAACAGGCGGAACCAGUCAUUACUUGUAAUCACCCUCUGGAUGUCGCGUACGGAUACUGGAAUAGUACUGGUCUGGUCGUGAAUUCGACUGCUGUUCUCAUUUGUGAGGAAGGCAGACGUCCCAACAGCUCUGACGUCAUAUCCUGUUCAGCUGACGGUACAUGGGAAUACACCAGUGACGAAUGCACAGAAAUCCGUUGCGAAGUCCUCCCCAACAUUCCAUAUGGAUAUUGGUCGACAACAAGCUAUACCGUUGGGACAAAUGCCACUCUGCACUGUAAUACGGGAACAACGUUAAAAGGAUCUAGUGAGAUAACUUGUGACGAAAACGGGAUGUGGAAUUUCGAUGGCCAGAAAUGUGAUAUAAUUGAUUGUGGAAUUCCCCCGUCCUUGUCGAACGGACAAUGGGUCAGCAAUGGAACUACGUUUGGCCGUAAAGCCGUUUUGGUGUGCGAUGAGGGGAGCGAACCCAGGGGGAACAUAGACGUUACAUGUGGAUCCGACGGAACAUGGGACACCAGCUCGCAAGCCUGUGUUCUGAUUGAUUGUGGAAUUCCCCCGUCCUUGUCGAACGGACAAUGGGUCAGCAAUGGAACUACGUUUGGCCGUAAAGCCGUUUUGGUGUGCGAUGAGGGGAGCGAACCCAGGGGGAACAUAGACGUUACAUGUGGAUCCGACGGAACAUGGGACACCAGCUCGCAAGCCUGUGUUCUGAUCAGUUGUGGUUCCCCACAAAGUGUAACCAAUGGACAGUGGACCGGUGAAGUUUAUACCUAUGGCUCUAUAGUCCAUCUGUACUGUAACAUCGGCAGCAUCCUCAAUGGUAACGACACGGCCAACUGCACGGCCCUGGGACAGUGGUCAAGUGUUGGGCAGAGGUGUGUCAAAGUCCGGUGCAGAUUACCCACAGCGGUUAGAGACGGCUACGUUGGGACGGGAGAUGCCGAUAAUUGUACAAAAGAAUCUCAUGGUACAGACCGAGAUACGUAUUGUUACUACGGCACACUUGUCCAGUUUGGAUGUAAGGAGGGGAAGAUACUUACCGGAAACGACACUGCUAUCUGUUUGGCAGACGGCAAGUGGUCAAAUAGAGACGCCGAAUGUCACCCAAGUCCAGCCUCCAAUCAUUCCUUGAUAACAGAAACAGUUGGCGGCACCAGUGGCGGAAUUCUUGCUGUCAUACUUUUUUGGGUUUGCAAAAUAUUAAUCAUGAGAUAUCGUAGAAAACACUCAAAGUCAUUACCCAUUACGGCUGCACCGGAACAUCAUGAAAGGAAUACUUCUACUCUGUGA